Symbiodinium pilosum is the source of this 1494-nucleotide messenger RNA. The record is from the annotation of a GenBank genome assembly. NCBI's taxonomy places the organism in Eukaryota, Dinophyceae, Suessiales, Symbiodiniaceae.
AUGUCAACAAUUGUCUGUGCAAUUUCCGGUACUGCGCCAGAGCAGCCAGUGUACUCUCCAAAGACCAGGCAGGUCUAUGAGCGGCGGCUCAUUGAGAAGCAGGUGCAGGAGACCGGUCGAUGUCCAGUGACCAAAGAGGAGCUGACGCAGGAAGAUCUAUGCGAGAUGAAAGUGAACAAGGUGGUCAAGCCGCGGCCGGCUGCCGCCACUUCCAUUCCAGGCAUGCUGACUUUGCUGCAAACCGAGUGGGACGCUCUCAUGUCAGAAACCUAUGAGCUGAAAACGAAUUUGGACACUACGCGCAAACAACUCUCGCACGCGCUUUAUCAGCAUGACGCUGCCUGUCGUGUCAUAGCUCGGCUGCUGCGCGAGCGCGAUGCAGCUCGAGCACAGGUUGCGCAGCUGCAAGACCAGCUCAGCAACUCCACACCUGCAAACGCACCUGUGGGGGCUGCCGAGGGCGAGACUGGUCUUACUCCUCAAAUCCUCAGCAAGAUGGAGGAGCUUGCCAAGAAUCUUGCAAAGACUCGCAAGCAGCGUAACUUCCCGGACCUCAAUCCGUUGGAAGAGGUGAAGAGGCUAGAAUGCAAAGGCUCCUUCUCCACCAUUCACCAGUCCACUGCUCCUGGGAUCAUCUGCGUUGAUGUUCACAAGGUUCAUCCAAACCGGAUUGCAACCGGUGGGGUGGACAGCCAGGUGAUUCUCUUCGAUGCGCAGAAGAGCAAGCCUGUGCAAAAACUGGCAGGGCAUUCCAAGAAGGUGACGGCAGUCAAGCUGCAUCCCGACAAGGACGUGGUGGCCUCUGCGUCACAGGAUGCGACGGUCAAGGUGUGGACAUGCAGUUCGACAGACUGGUCAAGCCAGUACAACUGCCUGCACACGAUCCGAAAGCACAGUGCAGAAGUCACAGAUCUUUCGAUUCAUCCACUUGGUGAAUACUUGCUGACGGCCUCGCUCGACAAGUCUUGGGCAAUCCACGACUUUGCGACUGGCAGGUGUGUGCGCCACAUGCAGGACUUGGGCUCAGCCUAUCCGUGCAUGAGCUUUCAUCCGGAUGGACUCAUCGUCGCUGGUGGCACGCAGGACAAGACUGUUGUUGUCUGGGAUGUGAAGGAGCAGGCAACAGUAGCUAGCCUCACCGGCCACGAGGGCGUGGUCCAGACUCUGUCGUUCUCUGGCAAUGGCUACUACCUCGCGUCUGGUUCGAGCGAUGGAGUGGUAAAGCUGUGGGACCUGAGAAAGCCGGUGAACAUCCAGACGAUCAAGGUAGAUGGCCCUGCUCACUCUGUUGCCUUUGAUGCAACUGGGCAAUACCUGGCUGUGGGAAGCAAGAGCGUGCAGGUUUUCAACUUUGCAACCAAAACGACUCUGACAGAAGCUGCGGCUUUUAAGGAGCAUGCAGACGCUGUGACAGGUCUUUGCUGGGGUCCAAACGCAAAGACCCUGGCCAGCGUAUCCAUGGACCGUUCAUUGAAGAUCUAUUCUAACAAAUGA